Athene cunicularia (burrowing owl) is the source of this 2451-nucleotide messenger RNA. RefSeq names its product family with sequence similarity 149 member A (gene FAM149A). The transcript has 9 exons. The record is from RefSeq and is a predicted model, not a curated record. Bases 145 to 1236 code for a protein of 363 amino acids. NCBI's taxonomy places the organism in Eukaryota, Metazoa, Chordata, Aves, Strigiformes, Strigidae.
AACAGAUAUAUGUAUUUUUGAAGAAUAUAAUGAACAAUUGUCAGUGAACCCAGUUGGGCUUCAUAAACUGCAUUUCUUUUCUGUAAAAUACAGUUCCUUCUGUCCCUGUGUUUGGUAGCACAGUGGUCAGAGCACUCACUGGGCAUGUGGAAGAUUAGCGAUGAUGAGAGUUGGGAACAAAAGAAAAGGCAUCUUGCUGAGAAGAGGAGUAAGCGUGGCAUUCCUCCUGUUUCUCCUAAUGCCUGUAUCAAAGAUGCUGUGGCUUCUGAAGUAUUCGAUCAUAUGUGGAACAAUGUAAUUGGAAUAUUGGAGGAACUGAUUAAAAAAAAUUGGGAAACUAGUAUCACAGAGUGUGACAAACAUGUGGAAAAACUGAAAGCUGUUACAGGAAAACUGCCUCAGUUGCCUGUUCAUAUUACAGCAGAUGCUGGGAGCGUUCCUCUUUCCAGAGGUUCUGAAGCACGAAGUGUAUCUUUUGGGUCUCAUUUUCUUUCCUCGCAGAUUCACCGUUUCUCCAGCAACUUCUGUAGUGAUUUGAAUGGUGUGAUGACAAUUCAAGCAAAACCGCUUCAACAAAGGCAUGUUGCCACAGUAGAAAAAAUACAGAAUGAGCAAGAAGACAAACAGCCUAGCAUUGACUCCAAUGUUCCAAAUUCAGUGCACGCUAGGUUGGGGAGAAUUGCUGAUAACAGUGUUCUCUCAUCAUCUCGGGUACUCCUGGCACCUUCUAGGAAGCUACCAAGCCAUCGUAGGUUACCUUCUCUUACUUCUGACCAGCUCUCCUCAAAAGCUCCUAAUAUAUACAGUGAUGAAAUCCUUAGGGGGACUAAAUUGGGUGCCAGCUUGGUUUGUUUAUCUUCUGCUCGUGCACCUACCACCCGGAAUAAGUUACCACCAAUAAACUCGGACGCUGUUGAACAAUAUCUUUCAGUACCUCGAUUACAACAGAGCUCUCUUCGAGGACGAUAUGCUCAUAGCAGAGUGUCAAGUGCAGUGCCUGGCAGUACAGAGCAACGGCCACUCAGAGAAAGAACUGUUAUUAUUGAUCAGUUUUCAAGGCCGAACACAACUCAUACAUUUAGGACAGACACAGCUCAGAAGAGAUCACUGACUCCCAUGGAUUUUGCUAACCACAGAGCCACAGGUCAAGGAUUUUUAAUAGGCUCACAGCAUUACUACAGAUCCUUUCAGAGAAAUCCUCCAACCUCAAGAAAGAGAUUUCAGAUUGCUUCUUAACCUAGUUCAGGAAGAAACAGAAACCUCCUGCACUGAGUGGAAGACUGAAGCACUAAAUUUGUCAGCUUGUAUCUUGUGUAGCAAAGAACAUGUGCAGUAUGCUGGAUUCUGCUGAGCCUUGCAAUCCUCAGGAUGCCUUCAUUGCCUUCUUUUAAAGUUGUCUGACCAGGGGUUAGAUUAAAAAUUAGAGAAAAAUGAAAUAAAUGGUUGAGGUGUCUGCUCUGUUUGCAAUAUCAAGAUGCUCCUGCACUUGCUACCUAUAGAAGCAAAUAAGUUAUGUUCAGGCCAUGAAGUUCUGUUCCCACUUUUUCAUAUUUCCUCAGUGUUAAAGAUAUUCUAGUCUGUCCAAACAUCAGUCAUGUAUAAAAUUUAUACUUUUAAACAAAUUUGUGGUAUCUUGUCUUUAACUGCUUUUUUAAUAUUUCUCCAUUUUUCAGUCUGUCUGCUUACUGCAGUUUCUCUCCUAUAAAUAUUGUCUGUCCCUACAUUUUCUUCUUCCUAUAAUUCUUUUGAGAUGGAAUUAAUUCUGCAUCUACUUAUACUCUGCUAAUCAUCAGUAACUAUGGGAACUGCUGGGAUAAACUUUGUUUACAGGAAGUAAUGUUUUCCCUGCCAGGCCAAACGUGUUCAUAGAUGCUGGGCAACUGGACCUGCAUGCUGACAAGUCGGUAAGACCAUUCCAACUUCUUGAGAUUUCUUAUAAAACAUUGCCUGUUAUUGUACAAAUUAAUAAUAUUUUGAAAUACCUGAGCCUUCAAAGUUUUAACAUGAAAAUAUGUAGUUAAGUGAUGAAAGCAUUAUUUCAUACAUCUUUGUGUAGACCCAAAUGGAAAGAUCAAAGAGGAGAUUGGGAUUGCAUUUUGCCCAGAGAUCAGAGCCCUGACUAGUAGUACUAUGUGCAUUCACAGUCAGGGGUUCCUCCUUCCAUCAGAGAGACAGGUUUAAAUAGAUGUUGUUGAAGACCUGUUGAAGAGGAAAGAGAGGAGGAGAAAAACUUAAUUAUUUGCCCCGAUUGUGAAGUUAAGAAUAGAAUCAGUUUCUCCUAGUUGGAAACUAACACCAGUUCUCACUUCUUUUUAUGAUUAUUCAAGGAUUGGUAAUCCAGGAUAAAGCUUUUGUAAUAUGUAUUUUCUAUCUGCACUGUUAAUCAGAUUUCUGGUUUUUGUAAAUGCUCAUCAAGCACUGUGUUCUUUUGAGUAAAUGACAACGUUUUUA